Molecule: messenger RNA, 1053 nt
Organism: Cryptococcus wingfieldii CBS 7118
Lineage: Eukaryota; Fungi; Basidiomycota; Tremellomycetes; Tremellales; Cryptococcaceae
Exons: 2
Coding region: 1-1053 (350 amino acids)
Source: RefSeq, a predicted model, not a curated record
AUGUCUUCGAAUAUCCCCACCUUCGACGUAGCCAGCAUCCUCUCCUCUCUCCCCGACGACAUCCUCCACCUCGUAUUCGACGCCUACGCCAGCUCGUUGCCCACCCAAUCCUCGGCCUUCCUCGACCUCCUCUGUCUCGACCUCCUCUGUCUCGACCGCCGUACUUACAACAAGUAUUUGCCCGUGCUCUACCGCACCAUCGAACUCACCGAAGACAAUCGCGAGUCAUUCUUCCAGUCCUAUAGCAGACUCCUGGAACGGUGUACGUUCGCGCCCUUCGAGGUGGAGAGUAGCGACACGUCCUUUUUUGUCCCUCGCCUUGGUCCCUCCGCCAUGGGCCCACCACAGCCCCAUCCCGAUAUGGUGCGCAAAAUCAUUGUGGCCCAUCACUUGGUUUUUGAGAUGCUUGAAAUACUUCACAGUACUCUCCAAUACACGGUUGCGGAGCAAGUCAAAGGGCUUCAGAGCGAAGAGAUUUCUGUUCGUCUUUUUCCUCACCUCGAGUGGCUCACUAUCGGAGCAGAGGUAUCUCAAGCGCCUCCGAGGUCUAUUGUUCAGCGCCAUCGAGUCGUCUUUCGUGUCCUUACCCAGCUUCUUCCGCCGAAUAUCUGUUGUACCGAGCCGGACGACCAAGCAGUCUGGCUAUUCCACCAGCUCGGCCAAGCCAUCUCAAGCAAGUAUGUCCACUUGGACUCCAUGUCUAUCCAUGCUAGCAGAUGGUCUGAAUGCUUCAAGGCCGGACUCUCGAUGGAGCGCUGUGAGAUUUUAUCAUGCUGGCCUACAUGGCCAACAGGUGUUAGAGUCCACAAAGACGAUCCGAUAGUAAUCGUGAAGGCUUUAGCGAUUCUCGACCGCCUUGACAAUCUUCAGAUCCGGCGCUCAUCCUUCCCUCGUCAACGAAUCAGACUAUACGACUGCAAUUACACUCACGAAGAGUUGUUUUCGCCAACAAGCAAGACUAGAUUGACAUUGGACCAGAUGUCAAAAGUGGAGAUCUAUACUCCCAAAGAAUCAGCUGGGCACGUAUGCGAGGGAUGUGGCAAGGGUAUUUGA